Molecule: messenger RNA, 419 nt
Organism: Haliotis rubra (blacklip abalone)
Lineage: Eukaryota; Metazoa; Mollusca; Gastropoda; Lepetellida; Haliotidae
Product: ribonuclease P/MRP protein subunit POP5-like
Exons: 3
Biological process (GO): tRNA 5'-leader removal
Cellular component (GO): ribonuclease P complex
Molecular function (GO): ribonuclease P RNA binding
Source: RefSeq, a predicted model, not a curated record
AAAACUUCCGCCAGGGGCAGAUAACUCUCACCGUGUUUCACAACUCACGUCUGACUGAUGUGUUAAUGUCUUGUCAACGAACACACGUUUAUCAGUCAGAAACAAGGGAACUUCAGGGAUGGUGCGGGUUAAAAGAAGGUACCUCGUGUGUGAGGUAAUGGCGGAGGAUAACAAUCAGCUACAGAACACCAAGGAGUAUGAUGUGUACCGCGCCGUCUCUAGCGCCAUCAGCAGAGCCCAUGGCGACUACGGCAUGGGGUUCUUGAGAACCUCCCUAAAUGUGAAAUAUCUCAACAUUGGAACAGGAAUGGCAUUUAUUCGAAUCAGACGAGGAGCUCAGCAUCUCUUGCAGACAGCACUUGCAUUUGUCAAGAAAAUUGGCAACAUCAGUGUUAGUGUGAGAACGCUGCACGUUGCAG